Dermacentor andersoni is the source of this 2647-nucleotide messenger RNA. RefSeq names its product CWF19-like protein 2. The record is from RefSeq and is a predicted model, not a curated record. Gene Ontology annotation, biological process: mRNA splicing, via spliceosome. Lineage: Eukaryota; Metazoa; Arthropoda; Arachnida; Ixodida; Ixodidae. Gene Ontology annotation, cellular component: post-mRNA release spliceosomal complex.
CGAAUCGUGCGGGAAUAGCGCAUUGACGCACGGCGAUUAAACAUUAGUAGUGUUUGCAUUUCUGCUCUUGCUGCAAGCGUCAAUUUUAACAUAUGUAUCGAUGUUUCGGGGCUACAUGCAAACACACUAUCAAUUGUCCCUCACUGAUGCGACAUUUGCAUCAAGACCGGUAUUAGUUGGUUAUUUUGAAAUAAUAAGCUACUGAGAAGAUAAUGGAUUCUUUUCCUCAGGUUAAGAAAAAGAAGGGGAGGCACAAGAAGCACUCUUCAAAGGCAAAGAAAUCUUCUAGGCAAUCGGAUUCCAACAGCAGCAGCAGCAGUAGCAGCGAUGAAUGGGCCGAGGCGCCGUCUAAAUUGCGUUCUACCGAAGAGCCGGAGAGAAGUGCAGACGACCCACCGAGGACUGUUCAGAGGGACGCGUGGAUGAACUUCGAAGAUGUCAUUCCGACAAUAUCAGCAAAGGAUCACAGAGCGCAGAGAAGAGGCGAGAGGACAGGCGGGUCCAGGCAGAGGGAAAAGACCUUGAGGACCAUUGAUCAGCCUGGCCAACAUGAGCGUGAGUUAAACCCAUACUGGAAAGAAGGUGGGAUUGGACUACCCAAGGAAGAUGAAGCUAAGCCAGUUGAGCCAACACUAGCCACAUCUGCAGUUGGUGAUGGUGGCCUUAAGUGGCUGAGGCGUGCCUACCAGAGGAUACGCGAACAAGCUGCUGAUGAAGGUCGAUCGGUGGAGGAAGUUGCAGCUGAGCGCUAUGGGUCUUUAGAGAAAUUGGAGAGCAUGAUUGCAGAAGCUGAGUCAAGGGCUAAUCCAAGUGGUGAAAGGCAUCAUAGAAGACAUGACUUGUCCAGAAGAUAUGGAAGAAUGCAAAAACCAGGCUCGGAUGAGGAGACGGAAAGACCAUCCCGCAACAGGGCAAUGCAAAGACCAGGCUCAGAUGAGGAUAUGGAGAGACCAUCGCAUUAUCACACAAAACACAGAGACAGUCUGUCAUCAGGCUCGAAGAAGCGGUCCGAGGAAAGAAGAAGAUUUCAACGACCAGGUGAUGAUGAUGAUGAUGAUCAGGACAGCCACACUGGCAAACAUCAGCACAGAAGAGAGCACUCAUCAUCAUCAUCGUCUUCAAAGCCCAGCUGGAUGAGAAAAGAAUUUUUCAAGGAACCAGAAGACAGACAAGAUGCGCAGAAGCCUGACGUCAGCAACAAGGGCAGGAAUUCCUUGCAGGAAAAACACCUAACUUUGAGGCAAGGAGAGAAGUCCAACCCAUCCAAGCUGCAGAAACAGGAAAAUGAGCCUGGUUCAAGUACCCAGAGAGAGGAGCCUGUUGCCCCGAAACUGCUCUCGGACAAAGAGCUAAAUGCAUUAGGUGCAAAACUCAUAAAGGCCGAGAUGCUUGGAAACACAGCUCUCUACGAUAAACUGAAGAAAGAAAUUGAGGAAGCUAGGAAAGCAAGGGAAUCUGCAGGUGCUUCCACCUGUCCUGAUGGGGCACAGCGUGGCUCGCGUGAGGAAGUGGUCAUCCUCACUAAGACUGACAAUCGUGGCUUCGCACAUCCACUUUCGGAGCCAUCUGAAGUGGGUGGGCCAUCAAGGAAGAAAGCAAAGGUUCCUACACAUGACAGAGGUGGUGAACGGGUGCGGUACUUCGCUGAUGAUGACCGGCAUUCACUCAAGAACUUGUUCGAGCGGGAGAAAAUGACCACAGCUGAAGAUCAAAAUGCAGAGUUUGCACGUCUUGCUGGCAAGGUACGAAUCUCGAAAAAUGAAGAAUAUGACUUUGACGAUGCUGCCAUGGACAAAGCAAGUGAGCAUGAUUCUUCUGCAAAACAAGAUGCCAGGGACAGAAUGCAAGCCAUUCAAGAGCAUAAGCACAUGUCUAAAGCAUUGGAGAAAUGUAAAUACUGCCUCGACAGCCAUGAAAUGAAGAAACACCUGAUCAUCGCCAUAGGCAUACGGGCUUACUUAUGUUUACCACCGUACCAGUCACUGACUGAGGGCCACUGUUUGAUUGUUCCACAAGCACACGUUGCUUGUGGAACAUUGCUUGAUGAAGAUGUGUGGCUUGAGGUGCAGGUGUUUAGAAAAGGUUUGACAAAGAUGUUUGAGGAGAUGGGAAAGGACACUGUCUUUAUGGAGACAGCUGUUGCGUUCCGUCAUCACCCACACGCAGUCAUAGAGUGCAUACCAGUGCCCAUGGAUGUUGGAAACUUGGCACCAAUGUACUUCAAGAAAGCUAUAAUGGAAUGUGAGAGCGAGUGGGCCCAAAACAAAAAGCUUGUUGACCUGUCAAAGAAAGGCCUACGAAAUUCGAUUCCCAGAGGGCUGCCCUAUUUCUCGGUUGAUUUCGGUCUCCAAGGAGGAUUUGCUCACGUUGUUGAAGAUGAAAAAGAUUUCCCAGUUUAUUUUGGAAAGGAAGUGGUGGGGGGCAUGCUGGACUCUGAGCCCAGGCUCUGGCUGAAGCAACGGCACGAGAGCUUCGACGAGCAGAAGAAGAAAGUCUUGGAGUUUGCCAAAUGGUGGGAACCUUACGACUGGACAGAGCGGCUUAAAACUGAGUCAUCAUAAUGUACAGCACUAAGGUCUUUAUUUUUUUGCUGCUGCUACAUCGAACCAUCAGGAGAGAGAGAACGAAUAAAUGUUAUUUGAACACA